Morchella sextelata is the source of this 5964-nucleotide messenger RNA. RefSeq lists its product as uncharacterized. Bases 1 to 5964 code for a protein of 1987 amino acids. Gene Ontology annotation, biological process: phosphorylation; phosphorelay signal transduction system. Gene Ontology annotation, molecular function: phosphorelay sensor kinase activity. Lineage: Eukaryota; Fungi; Ascomycota; Pezizomycetes; Pezizales; Morchellaceae. The transcript has 10 exons. The record is from RefSeq and is a predicted model, not a curated record.
AUGAGAUCGCCGCCUGCGUCGCCACCCGCGUAUCCAAAGACUGUAUUCCCACGAAAUAUCCAAACAAAUGCCCAAAAUUCAAUGCAAUCGUCUUCGUCGUCGAACAAAGCUGGUGGUACGGGAAGUAGUAGUAGUCGAGGUCCUGGAGGAGGGGUGAUUGGUGGUGGGGUUAAUAAUGUUGGUGGGGAUGCUGCUGGUGGUGGUGCCUAUGGCAACCGAAACAACGGACCUGGUGCUGCACAGAUCGAGAGCUUGAAAGAGGCUGUGAUACGCUCUCAGGCCCGGAAUCGCAAGAAGAGCCGCCUAGACCAGACCAUCACCGCUUCGUCGCCAGGGUCGCCCCCAACGCCAAAGGAAAACCGUGCCGGCGGAGACAUGGGCAGAUCUCCUGCUGCUGGGGCGAAGAAUAACAGCAACACCGCCGCAGCAGCGGCUACAAAGUCGAAACAGCAGGAAUCAUCCAUCUCAGCAACAUCAUCGUACCCAUUCCCGCAGAUGCCUAGGAGCCUUACGGGGAACAGUGUAGCCACGGCGUUCAACACGACAAUGUCCCCUGGGAUGGGACCACAUGACAGGAUCCUUCCGUCCGGUACUACUACGCCGGCGUCGUUUGCUUUUCAGCCUCAAGGUACCCAACCAAUUACCCCCUUUGAGAACCCCGAUUUCCCAACCCCAAACAUGUACGAUCUUGCUCUGCUGCUUCAUUCUGAGGCCGGUAUCGAUGCCUUUUGGAGCAAUAUUGUAAAGAUUGCCACGACGUGCUAUAAGGCGGAGAGAGUUACUCUUGCAGUGCCAUCAGAUUCUACAGAUCUCGAAAAUACCCCAUGGGGGCAAAAAGCAACAUUUAACGUAGCCGAGGACGACUGUUUGUCGUUGACAUAUAUGGGCGAUGAGCGGGGAUUCGUGGGUGACCAGGAGGAAGCGUCUAUGGGGGAGGACAGUGACGGAAACCAUAGUGUUCCGAUUCCAAAAGAAAGAAAUAACACAAUGGAUAUGAACGGGAGGAUGGAAGGUGGCUUCUUUGGUGGCAUGUGUGAUCCGGAUGAGGACAAUACCGAGCCUAUACAGCUUGAGAGAAAUUCAGAUGAACCUUUUGCCCCAGUUACUAUUGGCCCAUCAGACCCCCACAGCGAGGAUGCAAACAAUUCCGAUUGGCUCUCAGAGACGAGUGGCCUAUCUCCAUUAGAACCCCCACAGCCACCACCAUUGCCCCCGGAGUUUGGGCGCCAGAAACAGAAUAUGGCAUAUGCUCAGGGAAUAGAGGAGGAUGAGCAGCGUGGGAGGGUGUUUCCGACUCUGCAGCCGCUGAACUAUGAGGCGGAUGCUUUGCUGGAUGGAACUGGUGUUAGUAGGGUCUUGCAGAGAGGAAAAGUUGUUGUUUUAGGGCGAGAAUAUAGAGAUAUCAAAACACACCUUGAAGAGAGGGACAAGCGCCGGCGAGAAGCAGAAUUCGUGGCUGCUAACACCCCAAAGUCUUCCCCGUCCCGAGCAUUUUCUAACGAACAGCGCCCUAAACCAAAGAAGGGAUCGAUCCCCGAACAGGCAUCGAUUCAAGGGGUAGAAAAGCUAGAUCUCAGCUCAAUCAGUUCACCAUUGCAGCUGUCCUCGCAGCCGCCGACACCGCUGUAUCUUGUGGGGAAGGGGAUGCGUCGGAAGAAGAAGAGUGCGCAGAAGGACGGGGCUUCCUCGUAUGAAGAAUAUGAACAAGCCCUGACGUCGCCGUGGAGCCAAUCCCCAGCUCCUUCGCCGGCGCCGAAGCAGGACCCCACCGAGAACCCAUUUUUUGCCCCGCCAAAAGUGGACGAGGAGACAUUUAACCCACAGUCCAACAGCCCAGUAUACUCAGCACAGGAACCCGUAAAUGCAAUUGGAUUCGAGAGUGCCUGGACAGUAAUCCACAUUCCACUCAUACACCCAAGCUUUUCAAAGUCACUAAAUCCCUCAGCUUCUGCGGCAGCCGGUGGGGGAACCGCGACUUCUACUAGUGGGGGUGAAUCUCCUUUCAGGGGAAGCUUCGGCUUGCCAAAUAACGAUAUCCUUUCCAGGCACAACAUGGCAGGACACAAAAAAUCCCCUAUAGCGAUAUUAUCUAUGCUGAGCCCUGUUAUCCCUUACCCUAGAAACCUUAUUCACUCAUUGUCCCAUUUUGCGCCUCUAGCAGCCACAGCCUUCUCACUAGCACAGAACCACUCGAACGUUGUGAAUCAGUUAAGUCAUUUACAAUAUAGACGACCUUUGAGAAGACACGCACCCGAUAUUGAUUCUGGUCUGCAUUCAUCUUUGAGAUAUGGGCUGAAAUCACCAGAUAUUGUCGAAGGCGCUAGUGUCACCAGUCCCAGCGAGCUCAGCACAAUGUCCAAAGACAGCACAUCGAGAGUCGCCAGUCCGGGAUGGGAUAUUGGAGGAUUAGGAGGACCGAGACAACAAGGGAGUGACCAGGAGAGCAUUAGGUCUCAGGCUAGUACGCCGGUUAGUCCCGGGGGUGAAAAUCUGGAAGGUAUUCGAGCGGCAGCAGCAGCAGCGAUGGCAACAACUAAAAUCGAGGGCUCAACGGUAAGUUUGGAAGUGCAGUUGCAGAUGGAGGAGGACGAAGGCGCUAGCUCGGCCGGGACGGUCAAGUUUAAGAAGGGAGAACAGGGCGCCAUCACGCAUAAGAGGGAAAUACCCAGGAGCUCGCCACUGCCGGAUCAUGUCCUGAAGGACCUGGCAGACUCGGAAAAGACACCAGUGUUGGAAGACCUUGGAAGCCAGAGCAGUGGAACUGUGGAGUCGCCCUCGGUGUCACCGGGAUCAGAAUCGGCACCGAAUCGACGCCGUUUCCCAAGGAAAAGGAAGCCUGCGCUCAAAAUCGUGGGCCACAAUUAUCCGCAUACCCUGCUACACUCAUACGGAGCAGAUUACUCUGCCACUUUCCAAUCGCUGGCUGCAACGACUUCGUUGCCUGGAACACCGCUGGGAACAGGAAGGCGUGGAUCAACCAGGAUGUCUACAGCAGGCGCAACUUCACAGAAUCAUCAGAUGCCCCCUCCGUCUAACAAGCUUCUUAGGACAAUCAUUGACUCUAUCCCCGUACAUGUAUUUACUGCGGCUCCCUACACCGGCGAAACCACCUGGGUGAAUGCCAGGAUGCUAGCUUAUAGAGGCGCUACCGUUGAUGAGUUUAUGAAAGGGCCAUGGGAGGCCUUUCAUCCAGAUGAUCGGGAGGAUUACAUCAAACGCUGGGGGAUCGCUGUGCGCAAGGGCGAGCCCUUUUCUCAUCAGUCCCGUUGCGUGAUUCUCGUGCGGAUUGCAGAGGUGGACGCGGCAAGGCAGGCGGAAAUGGCAGAAUCAGAAAGUAAAUAUAGGUCCCUUGCCAACUCAAGCCCGCAAAUCGUGUUUGCUGCUACGGCCGUCGACGGCAUCUCAUAUGCAAACACCCAAUGGUUGGGAUAUUCUGGACAGACGCUAGCACAGGCGUUAAGAUUGGGCUUUAUGGAACACGUCCAUCCCAAUGAUAGAUACAAGUGUGCAUUACCGGGCCUGGCUGGUGGAGGCGGUUCAGUAAGUCCGCGAUCAGUGAGCCCUGGUGGUGACAUAGCCAGUCCAGGCUUUGAGACUUCCGGGUUCUCGCCUAACUCGUACGGGUCUUCCGCAUAUGAUGGUGGCUUCAAGGAUCCGACUGGAGUAGACAUCGAGGAGGAGAAGCCCACAUUUUCAACCGAGCUGCGCCUGAGGGACAAGCAUGGAAACUAUAGGUGGCAUUUGGUGAGAUGCGUUAGUGUUGAGACAAACUUUGGAACGGGAGAAGGCCAGUGGUUCGGUACCUGUACCGAUAUCAACGAUCACAAGUUACUAGAGCAAAAGUUAAAAGAGGCGAAUGAGGCAGCGCAGAAGACGAUGGAGAGUAAGACUAGGUUCUUGGCUAAUAUGAGUCAUGAAAUUCGAACUCCUCUUAUCGGGAUUUCUGGAAUGGUCAACUUUUUGCUUGAUACCACCUUAAAUGGGGAGCAGUUAGACUACUGCCACACAAUAUCCCAGAGCUCUGAUGGAUUGCUCAGCGUAAUCAACGAUAUCCUAGAUCUGUCAAAGGUUGAAGCAGGAAUGAUGCGAUUGAAUCCGGAGUGGUUCAGGAUUCAUUCCCUGAUAGAAGAUGCCAAUGAGCUUUUGAGUACCAUGGCAAUAGCGAAGGAUCUAGAGUUGAAUUUUAUCGUCGAAGAAGAUGUGCCGCCUGUCGUGUGCGGAGAUCGUGUGCGGCUGAGACAAGUGCUUUUGAAUGUCAUUGGCAACGCUAUAAAAUUCACGUCCAAGGGUGAAGUGUUCUCUAGGUGCUCUGUUAUCCAAGAUGAUAAAAUCGGAGAUGAUGAUGUUAUGCUGCAAUUUGAGUGCCACGACACUGGCCCAGGAUUUGAUAAGAAAGAUGAAGAGUUAAUGUUUAAGCCUUUCAGCCAAAUUGACGGGUCUAGUACGAGGGCACAUGGUGGCAGUGGUUUAGGGCUGGUGAUUUCAAGACAGCUGGUCGAACUUCACGGGGGGCGAAUGUCCGCUAGUAGUGAGAAGGGCAAGGGAUCGACAUUCAUCUGCAGCGCCAAGUUCAAGUUGCCUAGAGAGAAACCCCAGGGUGAAGGGUCCUCUGCAGUUGCUACCCCGGAUACUAUCCCGCCUAUCCCACAAGGCAUUCCACCCGGCAUUACGCCCAACCUCGCUGCUCAGGGCAGACGCCAGGGUAUUCUAGAGUCGGAUACGAUCACUGAAAGGAUCACGGAAUUCCCAUCAGAUACACCGCCUGGUCUUACCUUUAGUGAUGGGCCUUCAUCUGCUCCUGCAUCAUCGGCAAGUUCGGACCCCUCGAUAAGUUCGUUCCGCUCCGCCUCAACUGGGUCCUCUAUGUCAGCAUUGGCUCACCUUCCGAUGUCCUCUUCUGCAGAUCCUGUCUCCAUGCGGCUUGCCCUCCCCACAGAGGCCCAACAGAAAUUCAAAGCUUACUCCCCACCUGCUUCAACUGAUACGCCUUCGGAAACAGAAGCGUCGGUGAAGAAGCCCUCAGUCGAUUCGGAACUUGGUCGUGCAGUUACUCCGCCAAUGUUCUCAAUUUUGAUUGUAUCGGAACAACAUUAUUCACGUAUCGCUAUAGCCCAUCACAUCAAGAUUACGUUACCAAAGAAUAUCCCCAACCAGAUUACCACGGCUUCCAAAUACGACGAGUGCAAAGAUUUGAUUGGUGGCGAUGACCCAGUUGUGUUUACCCAUAUCGUUGUCAACCUCCCAGAACACGCGGAGAUUAUUGCUCUCAUAGAUCAAAUACUGGGCAGCUCGUUUCAUUCGCUGACAACUAUGCUUGUCUUGACUAACCCCACGCAACGUACAGCGGUAAUGCAAGGCGCGCCACAGAAUUGCGAGCGUAUGGGACAAAGACUGCAGUUCAUCUACAAGCCAAUCAAGCCUUCUCGUUUUGGUGUUAUCUUUGACCCGGCGAAUGAAAGAGAUGCGUCAAUGGAUAGGAACAGGGACUCUGCUCAACAAGUUGUCGAGACUCAGAAGAGAGUGUUUAGCCAGAUGGAGCAGGAAGUUGGAAACCGAGGCCAUCGCGUCCUGCUCGUGGAAGACAACACGGUUAAUCAGAAGGUUCUUCUGCGAUUCCUGGCAAGGGUGGGGCUAGAGGUUGAUACGGCAAGUGAUGGAGAGGAAUGCGUGGAAAAAGUGUUUUCUCAAAACCCUGGGCACUAUGGUCUCAUCCUAUGCGAUCUUCAUAUGCCGAGGAAGGACGGUUUCCAAGCUACGAUGGAAAUUAGAGCUUGGGAACAGACACACAAUGCCCCGAGAGUGCCAAUAGUUGCCUUGUCAGCAAACGUCAUGUCCGAUGUUGCAGACCGUUGUAUUGCUGCAGGGUUCUCGAGAUACGUGUCCAAGCCGGUUGACUUCAAAGAACUUAGCUCGACCAUCAAAGACCUUUUGCUGGACCCUACACAGUCUGGGCAGUUUAUGUAA